This is a messenger RNA of Phlebotomus papatasi, 2228 nucleotides long. Its product is annotated as protein PTCD3 homolog, mitochondrial. Bases 351 to 2159 code for a protein of 602 amino acids. The record is from RefSeq and is a predicted model, not a curated record. Gene Ontology annotation, cellular component: mitochondrion. The transcript is spliced from 2 exons. Gene Ontology annotation, molecular function: protein binding; rRNA binding; ribosomal small subunit binding. Gene Ontology annotation, biological process: mitochondrial translation. NCBI's taxonomy places the organism in Eukaryota, Metazoa, Arthropoda, Insecta, Diptera, Psychodidae.
AGUGUCGUAAAUGGUGGAUGGCGUGGAUGGUAAAAGGAUUUAGCUGCUCGUGAGAAAAGUGCUUUGAAAAACUCUAUAAACUCAACUAAAUUGUGCUUGAAACUUCGUCAAAUAUCAUCCUUCAGGAGCUGGAUUAAACAUUAUUUGUGAAAAGAUCGAAGGAGUCCGCAAAUUCUAACAAAAUUGAGGUGAUUGAAGCAGCCUUUGCCUUGAAGCAAAAAAAUGGCGUAGAGGAGGAAAAUUUCCAGAAAAACUGCUGCGGGAUGCCUGUAUUCAUCGAUCAAGAGCCUCUACCGGACUACCAGAAUAACAUCGCGUGAUUACCGUGAUCUUUCGUGACAAAGUGCAAAAUGAACGUGAUUCAAGUAAACACAAGGAAAUUCGUUACGAAUUUCGCGAGACUUCAAUCGGCAUCAUCCCCAGCACCAAAAGGAAUUGAUAUCCCUGUGAGGAUCAAGAGAAAACCUGAUGAUGUGCUGAAAACCCUCGCUGGACUCCAGACUACUGACAUAACCUCCGUCCACUAUCAAUAUCACGAUGAUAGAUACCUCAUUCCGUAUUCAAAUCAGCGCCGAAAGGCGUAUGCCUUGUCUGAGGAGUCUGGCAGGAGUGCUGCCAAGUGGCUUCAUAAGAAGUAUGCUGAUCUUUUCAAAUAUUCAAAGGGCGAGCCAAUGAUUGAGGCCUAUGUUGCCGGGAGGUCUCCAGAAGCCUUUGAGAAUGUCCAGACAAUUGAGGAUUUGUGCAAUUUGAUAAAAUCCCAGAUAGAUCUUGAGGAGAUUACCCAAUCACUGGCUCAAAUCAAAGACUCGCGAGAUGCUGACUUCAAGCAAGGAUACUUUGAGCUCGUGUGCUUCCUCAGUGGACAAACAAAUCCAUCAGAUAGAUUCACUUCGCAAAAUGUUAGGCAGAAGGUAGUGAAUGCAACACGGAAUGAGGAAGUUGAGAGGCUCUUUAAGGAAUUUCCGGAUAAUGAUCCUAGGGCUUGCAAUACGAUGAUAAGGACACUUUGCAGGAAUUAUCAAGUUUCUGACGCAUGGACUUUGUAUCAGAAGGCUAUUGCUGAUGGAGUUCCCAUCUAUCUGGACACCUUCAACAGUAUCCUUCAGGUAGUUCUACUUCUGAAUCCUGAUACAUCAGAAGCUAAGUGGAAAUUAGUUGAGGAUACUCUAAGACUCAUGGGAAGUCACAAUGUCAAGCCCAAUAUAACGACUUUGAACAUUGUUCUGGAGCUUGUUAGCUCAAUUUUUGGAUGGAAAGAUGCCAGGCAGAUGUCAAUGUCUAUCCUGGUGGAAUUCAAAAAUCAAGGAAUUCGUCCAUCUCUCGCUUCCUGGUACCAUAUCCUGAAUAUUUUCUAUCGGGAAAGGAGUCCAAUGAGUGGUAUUCUUAUUGAUAUCCUCGAUGAGAUUGAAAAAGAGCAACUGGAAGUUUCUGAUCACAAGGAUUCCCAUUUCUUCGUGACAGCUAUGAAUGUCUGUUCCAAUCAGUUCCAUAGUGUUCAACUGGCCAAUCGCAUUAAUGAUCUGCUAAAGAGAUCCGAGAAUAGGAUCUUUAUUGGUGAUUCUAUUAAGGAAUCAGUUUACUAUCGCUGCUACUUCCAGUUGCUCUGUUUGAUGGAGCCUCUGGAUACAUUCAUGGAAAUCUAUCAUACUUACGUUCCAGGGAUUUACAUCCCAGAACCAUCUGUGAUGGAGUCGAUCUUGAAGACUGUUGAACUCAACAGUGCCAUCCAGUAUGUACCACUUCUCUGGGCGCACCUUAAACUCUUUGAGCAGACAACCCGGGACAACCUAAUCAACCACCUAUUUCGCAUAAUCCUCGAUUCCGGAGACAAAGACCUGGAUAAACUCUCAAUAGAUAUUUGGGAUGUGGUUGAGGAAAACACAGAAAACAGAAGGAAUAUCUUCAAGUGGAAAGCACGUCAUCUCAGUCACAUCUUGAGCAUUGUCUGCGAGGCAAAAGAUGUGGAAAGAGCCACGAAAAUCUUCAAAAAACUCGAUGAGAAUCGGUAUCACAUUGAAGGACUUCCCACCGAAGAAUCCCUCCGUCAACUCUAUAGACUCCUCGUGGACAACAAGCUGGAAGUACUGGCGGGAAAAGUACAUCACUAUGCUGAUGAGAAUGGGCUGAAUGUGACAAACACCAAGGAAUUGAGAGUGUAGAAAUAUUUCUUCACAUUUUUUUUCUCUUUUCUCGUUAAAUUAAAUAUAUACCGCCAAAGAAAAAGAAAA